AGUCACGGUCGCAUCGUUGUCUCAUACAAAGCAGCUUUGUACUCUCGUUCUCGUGUGUUUUAUUUUUCUUCAUUUUUUUUCAACUUUUUAUCAUCUUGUAUCUGUCGGUAUGAAUUACGGGGGGGCUCGGGUUUGCCAUCAUUGCAAGCAACUCGGACAUUUCGUUAGGGAUUGUCAAUUGCGACAGAUCCCGAAUGUUGCCGCGUUACUAGGCGGCAAUGGAGGAGACGCGAAUCGUGGAUCGGCCUCUCACGAUAACGAUCGACUGCUACCGGCAUCGAACGCAAUAGUUCCGUACAGAGCGCCUGCGGCAAAUGAAGGACAACGUGAAGAGAGUCGAUCGGGGUCUAACCAAGGGUACGGGAACUACAACAACCAAGGAUACGGAGGGAACAACAAUCAAGGGUACAAUCGAUCUGGAUAUCAGCCGCGAUCGAGGAACAAUUGGUGGACGGAGAAUCGGGAACGAGAGAAGAAUGAGAAGUUCGACAAAGUAUGGGGGUGGUACUCGGAUGAGAUGGAGACUAAGGAAAAGGAGAAGCGGGAGAGGGAGCAGAAGUUGAAGGAAGAAGAGGAGAAAAAGAAGGCGCUACAAGCGGAAGAGGAACUUGAGAAGAAGAGAAAGGAGCGAGAAGAAUUCGAGAAAUCCAUUGGAAAAAUGGUCAAAGACAACAUGAAGGAUGUUUGCGAACAAGUGACGGGGAAGAAAGCUAGCAGCAACCAGGGCACUACUGCAACAGUCAGUGACGUGGCGCGAUGCACUGAAUUGGAGAACCGUAGGCGCAGAGAGGAUGCAGCCAUGCGAGAACAACUUGAGAAGCAAAGGAACAACGAGGCUGACCGCUUAAGGCGGGAGAACGAUGAUCUUACCAGAUUGGCCUCUGGAAGGGCGAGUAAGGAGUUGGACUCUCUCAAGGCCGACAGCCAGGCUCUCUUGCACGAUACACUUCAAUUGAAGGGUGAAAUGGAGCAAUUGAGAAGAGGCAGUAAAUGAAGUUCCGAAGCGGUGACCGAGAAGAGUCCGCCCGUAGAGCCAGUGCGGGGUAAAGCGAAGGCUGCUAACGA
Molecule: messenger RNA, 1065 nt
Organism: Chara braunii
Lineage: Eukaryota; Viridiplantae; Streptophyta; Charophyceae; Charales; Characeae
Source: the annotation of a GenBank genome assembly